AUGGGAAAAGAGUUAUCACUCCUGACAUCGACAUUUUUUUUGUUCCCCAGGAUCAUCAGAACAAAGGUUCAGCAGCCUUUCCAUCCCUCUCCUGAUGGCUCAUCACUUUCAGCACCAGGCCAUACAAUAGUACCAAACACAUCCUCCCCACCUGUAAGUAGCGCCUCCAAUGACCCUGCGGGAUCCUAUUCCAUUAAUGGGAUUUUGGGUAUUCCUCGAUCCAAUGGAGAGAAGAGGAAAAGAGAUGACGAUGGUUCAGAUGGUUCUGGCCCAAACAGUGAUUCUCAGGGUAGCGUGGAGAGUUUACGGAAGCACCUAAGGGCAGACGCCUUCACUCAGCAGCAGCUGGAAGCCCUGGACCGGGUCUUUGAGCGCCCCUCGUACCCGGAUGUCUUCCCCCCAUCGGAUCAUGUCAAACCGGAACAGGCUAAUGAGUACUCGCUUCCUGUCCUGAAUUCCAGCCUGGACGAAGUCAAGCCCAGUUUAUCCUCUAGCGCCAACCCAGACCUGGGCCCCAGUGUGUCGCAAAGCUACCCUGUAGGCCGGGAUAUGGCCAACACAACUUUACCCGGGUAUCCCCCUCACGUUCCCCCCACAGGCCAGGGCAGCUACCCAACCUCCACGCUCGCUGGAAUGGUUCCUGGGAGUGAGUUUUCGGGGAACCCCUACAGUCAUCCACAGUACACAACCUACAAUGAAGCCUGGCGAUUCAGCAAUCCAGCGUUACUAAUGCCGCAUCGAGAGGCUCCGCCCCUCCCACUGCUGCCACUGCCUAUGACCGUCACUAGUUACCAUGGAAACCAAAUCAACCUGCAGGACCACGGCCUCAGUCUCCAUAUUGCCCAGGUGUGAACAGCACGACCCACUGGACACUGGGCAAAAAAGUGCAAAAAAUGUUCCCGACUCUCAAAAAAAAAAAAAAAAAAAAAAAAAAAGAAAAUAUAUGGAUUCAAGAUGACCGCCGUCUUCUCUCUGGAUUUUUUAUGGACACAAAAAGCCAAAAGAAAUAAAAACACCAUGACGAACACUGGAAGUUUGAAUCCUUGGCUAAUAGCAGUGGCUUAAAAACAAGCACUCUAGAAAGAAAAAAAAAACAUCUUGAAUUUAUUUCCCCUCCUGUGAUGCCACCAUUUCAUCCAACAGCGGAUCAAUACUGUACAUUCCUUUUCUCAAUGGGUCCCAGUAGGGACACUGUCCACAACUUAAAAUGUAUCGACUAUAUUUUCUUUUUUUCCUUUUGCCCUUUGUCUCCCACUCAAAUCAUAUUCCAAUGCACAGAGAUCAGGGGAGAUGAGCAGCAACUUGCGCAGGCUGUAGCGGCUUUUCCUUCAGUCCAUCUGAGCAGGCACUGACCAAACAUCCAGCUUGAGUGGGGAAAAAAAAUCAAUUGCUUUUGAUGCCAUGAGAAGAUUAGGACAAGUUAUCUGUGAGACACAAUCAAAAUGUAAACACGAAAAAUGGAAUAAAUGCCUGUUUGAAAAGUAGAGGGAGUCAUGAUAUUAAAGCACCAUGACCCUCUGUUUGCAAGAUUUCCAGGAAAGAUAUUCUUGAAAUAAUUUUCCUAAUUCCUUUUUUUUAUAAUUUGUAUGGACUAAAUCACAGCUUGGCUAAUGUUUGACUUGUUCUCUAUUUGUCAGGAAGGUAAUCAGGCAAAACCUUUUGAGCGUUUUAUUUUUAUGUUCAUUUUGCACUAUUUUGGAGGUUUGCAACACUGGACUGUGGUUAUGCAGAAUAAUAAAUGUGCAUAUUUGUUUUAUGUAAAAAAAAAAAAAAUGACUGUAAGUCUAAUGCGUCUCAGUCUGUAAAGGCACUUACAGUUUUAAAAAGCUCAUCAUCUCACUGACUUGAUGUGCACUAUACUACUUUAUGUUCUCACUGUUUAAGUUCAUUAAGUCUUUGGCAUUCAACCCCAGAAGUAAGGAUAUAACAGCCAUUCCAAGUCUAAUUUGUUUGGAUUCACUCUGAUUGGAUGAUUCUGAAAUCAAAAAGCAGGGUGACAAAUUCAGCUAUAAAUGCCUUAAACAUGUCCCCUCCUAACUUUAUGUCCUGCAUGUUUCAGGCAAAGUCCUUCUUUUUUUCCAGUGAAGCUGGAGUCAUUUUUUUUCUCCAUCUUUCAAGUGAAUGUAUUUGCGUUUGCCAAAGACUUAGUUCUUUAAUGUUAAUUUACAGGCUACCGAUAUGCAUUAUGAGAGCAGUAUUAUUAUUGUUUUUAUUAUUAUUAUUAUUAUUAUUAUUUUUAGAAAAUCCCACAAUGGUCAUAAGGAAAAUUAUAUGUAUAAAUUCUAUGCAGUGCAAAGAUGGUCAUCAUAUGCAUACUCAGCUGUAAACCUAAAGGUAGGUGAAGUUUAUUUAAUGUUAUGUUAUUUACAAUUUGUUCAAAGUGUAGAGACAUUUUUUGUGUAUGAGUGUGUGUGGGUGUGUGUAUGACUGAUAUGAAGACAUUUCUCUGUAUAUACAGUAAGGAAAAACUGUCUUUCAUGUUCAUGGGUAUUAUCACUUUCAUUAUGCCGGUAUCACUUGUACAAUAAUAAAAGUGUCUGAAAUCUUUUAUGCAAAAUGAUCGG
This is a messenger RNA of Cyprinodon variegatus (sheepshead minnow), 2564 nucleotides long. Its product is annotated as paired box protein Pax-2a-like. Bases 1 to 852 code for a protein of 283 amino acids. Gene Ontology annotation, molecular function: RNA polymerase II cis-regulatory region sequence-specific DNA binding; DNA-binding transcription factor activity, RNA polymerase II-specific. NCBI's taxonomy places the organism in Eukaryota, Metazoa, Chordata, Actinopteri, Cyprinodontiformes, Cyprinodontidae. The record is from RefSeq and is a predicted model, not a curated record. The transcript has 8 exons. Gene Ontology annotation, biological process: regulation of transcription by RNA polymerase II; anatomical structure development.